AUGUCUACUCCCGCUCCCCUCACUGUCCUAUACACCUACAAAGCAAAGAUGUGUGUGCCCCACUCUGUCAUCAUGACCAUUCCGUCAACCACAUUCCACAUACACACCUCCCUCCUCUUCGACCCCAAAAAGAAGGCAUUCGUGAAGAAUGUCUCAAUAGAAGUCAACCCUGGGACGGGCGAGAUUGUAAGCGUUACCGAACGCCCCAGGGAGAGCUUCUCCGCCAAAGAUAGGGAUAUCGACCUCACUAGCAAGGUGGUGCUUCCUGGAUUAGUAGACUCCCACACACACAUCUUUCUUCACUCCUACGAAGAACGCAAUGGCACCCAACAAAUGCGCGACCAGUCAGCUGUCGAGCGCAUCGUCCGCGCAACAAAUCACGCCCGCGCUGCUCUUCUGGCAGGCUACACCACCUACCGAGAUCUCGGGACCGAAGCCCUAGGGAACGCCGACGCUAAUCUGCGGGACUGCGUCAACCGCGGCUUGACCCCCGGCCCAAGGCUCCUGGUUGCCACGGACGCCCUUGCCAGCUCUGGUUCCUAUGAACUCAGAGUAGAAAACAAGCUGGGCGGGAAUGGACUCGGACUCUCUGUCCCACGAGCAUCUGACGUUGCAGAUGGUGUUGAUGGGGUCAGAGCUGCCGUCCGAAGGAGGGUCGGAGAAGGUGCCGACUUGAUCAAGUUCUACAGUGAUUACCGACGCAAAACGAUGCGGUUCCCUCCAGAUGUGCCUGGACCCGGUGGAAGGGUCUUGUUCCCCCCCAAGAGGAGGAACCCGGCAGUUCCGUUGUACUCCAAGGAAGAAAUGGAAGCUAUCGUCAAGGAAGCACAACUAGCCGAGAUUCCUGUUGCUGCUCACGCUGGCGAAACCAAGGCCGCGCUGUGGGCAGCAGACGCAGGUGUCACAACUAUUGAACACAUCUUUGAGGAUACCGCCGAGUUGGAGCAGCCACUCUUCCAGAAAAUGGUAGAGAAGAAGACAAUAUGGGUCCCUACUUUGGCUACUGCCCAGGCGCUGCCUGCCGAUAUGUUUCGGGAGUGCAAGCUUAGGGUCAAAAGGGCGUGCGACCAUGGAGUGCGCUUGGCUGCUGGUGGGGACACCGGGACGUUCAGUCACGGCCUCAAUGCACGGGAAGUCGAGAUCAUGAUACAGUGCGGCGUUUCUGUCGAGGAAUCACUGGAAGCGGCGACUAUUUCCGGUUGGGAAGCUUGUGGUGGAGAUCUUUCUGGGUUCAGGGUUUGGGUGGUUUGA
Molecule: messenger RNA, 1251 nt
Organism: Podospora pseudopauciseta
Lineage: Eukaryota; Fungi; Ascomycota; Sordariomycetes; Sordariales; Podosporaceae
Exons: 2
Coding region: 1-1251 (416 amino acids)
Molecular function (GO): hydrolase activity, acting on carbon-nitrogen (but not peptide) bonds
Source: RefSeq, a predicted model, not a curated record